This is a messenger RNA of Nezara viridula (southern green stink bug), 1908 nucleotides long. The record is from the annotation of a GenBank genome assembly. Lineage: Eukaryota; Metazoa; Arthropoda; Insecta; Hemiptera; Pentatomidae.
AAUUUCGAAAAAAAAACAGCUGUCUAGUGUAUUUUUAAUUAAAAGAAAACUCCAAAUGUGCUAUUAUUUUUCAAUUACAUAGAAGAAGAAACUGCUAUGGGUGUCUCGACAAUUUUAAACAUCCCUCCGGUUAUGAAGAGAUAUGAAGAAAUGGUGCGAAUUCAGAAAAAGCCACGCCAACGUGAGUUAUUUGAGGACACCAGCAGCUACUUGGGAGCACCUGUUCGCGGUAGCCUGGAGUUAGUUGGGAUAUCGUACCAUAUGAGACCUGCUCCUGACUAUGUUCCUAUUUGGGAACUUGAGGAUAUAUUGAUGAAAGAGCUUAAAUGCUCUUAUAAUUAUACAGGAUUGGAAAGGAUUGAAUCGAGAAUUGGUGAUGUAAGAAGACACGGAACUUUUUUGAAUUGUCAUGAAAUUGUGUACUUUCCGAUGAUAUAUGACAGGUAUUCCUUCCCCACCGAGCUGGCUAAAUAUUUAUGGACAUUUCGUAGCACACGAGCCAAGCCUGAUGCGGUUUACCUAUCUCAGUUCAGGAAGUGUUUCAUAGCUGCAAUUCACAAGUUUAAGAUGUCACACAAAGAAAUAAUAAUUAAUAAUCUUAUGCUAAACGAUAGCCUUUACUGCCUUAAUUGGUUCAACCAUCAAUCGAAACAGCAAAUUAUCACAAUUUUGACAAAAGUAAUGAGAGAACAGAAUCAUCUGAAUUGGAUAUCAGCCGAAAAUACUUUUCUACGACUUGAAGACGGUUUAAAGCUCCUACUUGCCAUUAGUAUAACCAGUGGUAUUUCACUUAAGGGAUUGCAUUUGUGGUAUUUCUUCGGUGAAGGAGUUCUUCCUAUAACAAGUCGUGAAGUAUUGUCAUUGGAGGACCCAUUCAUUCCAUACAAAUUUGAUUUUGAUGAUAAGCUGAUAAGUUAUACGUUUUUCUCCUUCGUGAUGCGGGGUGAUUACUGUAUACCCCGUAUACUGAAACCUCUGGUAUUACAUCUUGCACUUUAUUACCUUGAGUAUUUGGUAAGAUUGAGCGUAGAGUACAGAUACUUAGCUGGAGGUCAAGGUGAAUCAUUAUUAUAUCUUGGGUGCAUAAGGAACGGGACAUUAAGGGAACUAAAUAUGUUGUAUACUAAUAAUGAUGAUCUCUACUUUACCAAGAGAUAUAUAUGUCACAAUGCUUGGAAAAAAGCUUAUAAACUAUGUCCAUGUCUUCGAAUUAACUUUGUUGCACCUCAAGUGAAAACGUUUCAUUCUGUCGGACCAGUUUUAAUCAAUUAUAUGCCUCUUGAAGGGUUCUAUGCUUCAACAGGGUUGAAAUCUGAUGAUGAACCCGUGUUGUUUCAUGGACUUGUCCAUACUCUGGUUACUAAUUUUAAAAAAUUCCUUAAAAAAAUAAAUUUAUAUUUAUGCCGUCCUAUGACACCUGUGGAUCAUGUUAUAGCGAGACUUCUCAUGGAUCUACCAUUCUUAGAAGAAUUCACAUAUCGAGGUCCUCUGGAAAAUAUUUCUUCCCUCCAUAUUAUUCUCAAAUAUAUUGAAAACAACUCUUUAAGAAUUAAGAAAUUUCAUUUCUACUUAACAGAAGAUCCAUGUAAUCCAGAACCAUAUAUUAAAGCAAUGAGUGAAAUUCAUGAUCAGUAUGAACCGGUGUUUGUUGAAAAAGGAAUUUCUUUUAAAUUAGAGACUUGUCAAUGCUAAAACUGUCAAAUUUUCUCUUCCGACAACUUACCAAUACAAAAGUAUGAUAAACACAAGCUUUGUCAUUCGGCGACAUAGGUAACUCACUACAGUGCAACUAAAUAAGGUUGGUAAUUGCCUUGUGAUCAACUAACUUGAAAAUAAACGAAUUUCUUGUCCAUCUUCUAACUAUAUUUUGUCUUUAUUUUGCUACAUUUUUAAAUCAUUGAACAGCUG